AUGCUAUUCGCCAGAACUAGGGCGAGCUUUAUCCGCCCGCAGAGGUCCGCCGUCUUGAGGACAAUACGGGCCUACCGAACCGUCUCGGAUGAGGCCGCGCUGGUUCUGGCCUGCACGCCGCUGGCAGAUCUGGCCGGGCUCGAGAGAGGGAGAAUAAGGUCUCGGCUGAACGUCACUUUUGAGCCAGGAGAACUGCGUCCGUCUAAACUAACGGUCAAACUCGAGGAGCGAAAAACUACAAUUGCUCUAUGGCAGGCAAGGUGGGAAGCAACCUCAAAAGCCGCAUGGACGCGUCGCGCCAUUCCGGAUAUAGGUAGAUGGUUAGGCAGAACUGUACCGUUAGUGCCUCUGACGUUCCACAUGGCACAGGCACUAACGGGCCACGGAUGCUUUCAAUGGUACCUGAACCGGAUGGCGAGGGYCGACAGCCCACACUGYUACCAAUGUUUGGACAGCUCCGACACCGCAGAGCACACACUGUUUGAGUGCACCUACUGGGACCGAUUCCGCGACCAGCUGAGCGCUCAGUUAGGUCAUCGACCGACCGUGGCUGAUCUUCCUCGGAUUAUUUGCGGCCCAGAGUUUGAGCUACUCCCGGCGGAUCUCACUGAGAAGUUCGUGAUACUAAUAAGAGACGCCAAGGAACAGUUCAGGCUGUUCUAUGGUAUGGUGGAAGGCAUCAUGUCCGMUAAAGAAGAGGAGGAAAAAGCCCGGCAGACCACCAAAGCCAGAGACGCGACCGGGAAGACGAGACCUAGACUAUUUAUAAUAAAAUAUAAAAAUUUAAUGUGA
Diuraphis noxia (Russian wheat aphid) is the source of this 792-nucleotide messenger RNA. RefSeq lists its product as uncharacterized. The record is from RefSeq and is a predicted model, not a curated record. Lineage: Eukaryota; Metazoa; Arthropoda; Insecta; Hemiptera; Aphididae.